Messenger RNA from Eriocheir sinensis (Chinese mitten crab), 3965 nucleotides. RefSeq names its product G-protein coupled receptor Mth2-like. Lineage: Eukaryota; Metazoa; Arthropoda; Malacostraca; Decapoda; Varunidae. Gene Ontology annotation, molecular function: G protein-coupled receptor activity. Gene Ontology annotation, biological process: G protein-coupled receptor signaling pathway; cell surface receptor signaling pathway. The transcript is spliced from 10 exons. Gene Ontology annotation, cellular component: membrane. Bases 443 to 1921 code for a protein of 492 amino acids. The record is from RefSeq and is a predicted model, not a curated record.
GCCGUCACUUCAGUUAACAUUGAGACACAGAAGGGGAAAGUUACGUCGCCCCGGCCGCAGCGCACUCACAAACGUGCUUCGCUCCCGACCACUUUUUCGAACGCAAAGAAAGAAAAGGAAACGAAAGUUGAUAAGAAAACUAAACACGAAGACUAAGCAAGACAGAAACGAUGUGCCCGUAACUUGCUUUUCAUUUAUUUUCGUUUUUAUGAGAAUUUAGAGAAGAAAGAAAAAUUAAGACGAAAUAACUAUUGGCCUUUAACGAAGUCUUGUGAAAACUUUGUGCAGCGAGUUAAUAGAUUAAAAAAAGAUAUUUUAAAAAGUUUCUUGUUUGUCGGUGAAGUGAAUCUAAACUUUGAACGCCAAGAAGAAGAGGAAGACAGAAAGAUCACUGCCGCCACCACAACCACCACUACCACCACCACCAACAACAACAGACACCAUGAAGCCAAGAGCGGGCCUGCUGUUCUCCCUCCUCCUGCUGGCUCUGCUGACGGGCACGGGGAGCGACCAGAGCAGGGACACGGGAGGCAUACAGCAGGGACUCAACGGCUUAGAGGAGGAGGAGGCGGAGCAGAAGGAGGAGCAGGAGAGCUUCGUGGACGGCGGCGUGGCGGUGUACAACGGGGAUGGAGUGGACGUGAAUAUUAGCUCGUCCAAUAUUACUGUCCCUCUGUGCUGUGGCGUGGGUAUGACUUUCAACAUGACGAUGAUGAAGUGUGAGCCCGCCGCCUAUACCGCCCCUGUCACCUUCCAUUACGAGGAUGGUCGGCCCGUGGAGUACCCGUUCAUGUAUCAGAUCCAGGUGGGCUUCCUCAAGUGUCCCGCCUACAGCCUGUCUCCUGAGUCCAACCCCGACGAUGCCUUCCUCCUGCUGCCCGAAGGUAUUCUCAAGCUGGAGAAGGGCGGAGCGCAGAUCGGGGAGGGAGAGUUCUGUCUGCUGGCCACCGAGGGAGAGUUACACGCCCUCGUUUGCUUCAGGCACGAGGACCAGAGAGAGUUCAACAGCGUGGUGUACCAGACUCUGUACCCCGUGGGCCUGAUAAUCUCGGCUAUCUUCCUGGGCGCCACCUUCAUCGUGUACUGCCUCGUGAUGGAGCUGAGGGACCUGCUUGGGCGCUGCCUUAUGUGUGGUGUGCUGUGCCUGUGUAUAGCGCAGAUCUGGAUCGUUAUAAUUCAGAUGGGGUCCUCACAGCUGCCCACCAACUUGUGUAUUGCUUUUGGUAUACUGAUGCACUUCUUCUACCUGGCCGCCUUCCUCUGGCUCAACGUCAUCUGCUUCAACGUGUUCCUGACCGUGUGCCGCAAGAACCUGCUCCAGACAGGCGUGAGUCCCAGCCGCUGGUUCCUCGUGUACUCGUGCUACGCGUGGGGCCUCUCGCUGCUCAUCUGUUCCCUCGCUGUGGCCCGGGACUUCGCCGAGAACCUCCAGAACUCCUUCCUCCCUAAGCCGAAUUUCGAGGCCAGGUGUUGGUUUUCAGGCGACGACGCGCUGAUCAUCUUCUUCUACGGCCCCACGUCGGUGAUCCUCGGCGUGAACGUGAUCCUCUUCUGCGUCUCCGCCUACAAGUUGUUUUCCCUCAGCAAGAGUUCGGAGGCGCGGACCUUCCAGUUCACUAUGUACCUGAAACUGUUCGUGCUAAUGGGCGUGACCUGGAUCUUCGAAGUCAUCUCGUUCUUCGUGCAGCGUGAGACCUACGGCUCCUCCACCAACUACAUCUGGAUCGUGUUCGACCUGAUCAACAUCAUGCAGGGGCCCAUCAUCUUCUUCGUGUUCGUGUGUCGCCGCGCCGUGCUGGUCCGCGUGUGCGAGGUGCUGUGCGGCGUCAGGGUGGCCAAAGAGACCUUCCCGGGACAUUACCUCAACGCCGAGACCGACACCGUCAACAACGAGACCACCAUCAAGCACUCCGUCAUCUGAGGCUUGAGGGGCACCGAGGUGGAGUCUUCUUACUCUGUUCUACUACUGAAGCCUUCUUACCAUGACACUGGUCUCCUCUGAGAUCUUCAACGGGAGAAAUAUGCUCUCGGUAACACCCAGAAGACAUAAAUAAGCUUCGUUCAGCAAUCAUGAAGUUGGAUACAAGCUUGCACCGCCAUCCCCAGUGUGACAGGAGACGCAAGCUUCGGAGCAUGACCAGAGGGCGACAAAAAAGCUUUCUUAACUCUGACAGGGACAAGACCUGGCACUCUCGCCCUUGAAAUAACAUUGAUGCCGGUGAACGUGGAGCUCCUACGACACCAAAACUAUAGCAUACAGCCUCCUUGUACGAGCCUCCCAGACAGUCGUGUGUGGUUAUCCUACGGCAGAUACGGACCCGAUGAGGCCUGGCAGGAGGCGAUUAGGUGUUCUGAUAAGACAAAUAUGUCGCCCAGCCUCUCCCUGUCUCGGGGUCACCUGUAGGGGCGUGGCGGCGGCCCCCUGGUGCUCAAUACUGGCAUUACAUGAGCCAAAGAGGUGUUCAUGCUAAGUGUGGCCAGUCGGUGAGUUUGGCACCAUCUGGACAUCUUAGGGUAAAGGUUGGUUUAUUGGCGUGCCCAUUAUCUCUUUUCCUGCCUCAUGAAGUACUCCCCUGUAGCCAUAUAUGGCAUUCACUAAUACUCAACCCCCUAAAAAACUAAGAACCCUAAGAAAACCGUAGAGACGAGCCGAGAUGAGAGCAAGUAUAAGAACUGUGAUGAAAUGUGCAAACCAGAGCGGCUGAGGGCGGCGCAGAGCCCAAAGCCUUCCGCGGCACCAUUAAUGUCCAAAAGGAAAGUGUUCACGACAGUGCUGGGCUCUUCCCUACUCGUGACCCUCUGAAGGUCGCUAAAGGACAGAUGAAUAGCCUAUAUUUAUAACCUUCCAACUGAGGUCUCCGCCCCCUUCGAGUCCCAGGGUGUGCACGUUGCAUCGCUAUUUCCACUCUUGCUUAUCUCUACGCUCUCUCCGAUGGUUUUCACAGAAAUUUGAGGGUUGUUAGAGGAAAUAACAGGCGAGGCCAACACAAGCGUCUUUGAUUAGGUAGGAAACAAGAUGAAGGCACGUUGACGAAACCAACAGUAGCCUAUUUUUAUCCUAGUUAUCGUCAAAGGUGUUUGUGUGCAAGUGCAUAUGAAUCAAAAGUAGGAAAAAUGAUCAUACAGACGUACGUUCACUUGGGUCUUACUACUGCAGCGUCCGAUGGUUUAGUCCUCGCACUGGACACCAAAUGAAACAGUGAGACUAUAGUCCGUAGGCCUAUUCUUAAACGUAUCGGUGCCUCUGUCCGCCUGUUGGAAAAGCCUCUCGUAGAAGUUGCUGGGAUUUUCACGGACUGUUUUGUGAGCCUCAUGAGAGGUGGACACGACUUCUACAUCUUCGACAGGAAAAUUACCCUUGAAAUCCCCGUCAGUGUUCUCUGUGACCUUGGGAGUGGUAAUGGGAUCCCGAGACGUUUAACAAAGUGGAGCUGUGGACUAUGGAAACUAUUAACGGACGACUAUGGAUAUGGAUAUGGAUGUAUGGAUAUGGAUAUGGACUAUGGACCAAUUCGUCAACUCCCGCGAGGAACAUUCUUAUAAGUGAAGCAAACUUGCCAAAGGAACUCUUGUGUUCAUACGUUGAAUGUUAUGCCAGCUUUUCCCACAUUUAUUACUGAGAGUGUGGUGUUUGUUACGUUGUUGUCCACCUUUUGCUGUGACUGAAGCAGCUUAAUUAUGAUCACUGGCAAAGCAACAGUGAAACAUAUUGCUGAAGGUUUUGAUAGUUUUGCAUUAUUUUAUUUAUUACACGUUUAAGAUAAUAAUCUGUCAUACGUGUGUGCUUUAAGGGUUAAUAUAACGUCCUCUGAGGGGUGGACUGCCCUGCCACACAAUACUUGUACGAUAGUUACGUCUUAACUGUUUUUUAAGCCAUUAAUUAACACGCAUAACAACAUUAUGUGUGCUAUACAUCACAAUAUUACUGUUUUCUGUUAUCAUUUUACAAUAAAGGUAUGAAUGUA